This is a messenger RNA of Mycosarcoma maydis (corn smut), 1401 nucleotides long. RefSeq lists its product as uncharacterized. Gene Ontology annotation, biological process: protein lipoylation. The record is from RefSeq and is a predicted model, not a curated record. Gene Ontology annotation, molecular function: lipoyltransferase activity. Bases 1 to 1401 code for a protein of 466 amino acids. Lineage: Eukaryota; Fungi; Basidiomycota; Ustilaginomycetes; Ustilaginales. Gene Ontology annotation, cellular component: mitochondrion; cytoplasm. The transcript has a single exon.
AUGUUGCUCUCGAGACGCAUAGCUACGAGAUCCGGCGCUGUUUCGCGUCACCUCGCAGCAAGAAUACAGGUUACUGCUUUGCGCGAAACAAGACCACAUCUACAGUCAGGCUUCCAUUCAUCAUCAAAAACAGCAGCAUCCACAGUACUGGUAUCCGAAACAAGGAGUCCGCAAGCGUACGUCUCUCUAUCAACGAAUCCGUGGUUCAACUUGGCAUUCGAAGACCACCUGUUUCGCAGCGUCGACCCCUCGAUACCUAUCUGCUUUCUCUAUCGCAACUCUCCCUGCGUCGUAGUGGGACGUAAUCAGAACCCAUGGAAGGAGCUCAAUGCCACGGCUAUGCGAUCCAUCGGACUCCCCAUGGUGCGACGUCGCUCUGGCGGAGGCACCGUCUAUCACGACCUGGGAAACACCAACUACUCGUUCCACAUUCCACGCGAUGACUUUGACCGGCGAACGCACGCCGAGCUCGUAGCUCGCGCGCUCAACGCUGCACCCGUAGGACUGCAUCUUUCGCGCACCGAUCUAGCUCGAAGUGAUGUGGGAGCCUACGUCAACGGCAGGAACGACAUUUGCAUCCGAGUCAAGCGCGGCUUUGAUCGAAACUCGACGACCAAGACGCAAGCGCAAGCGGACCAGCUCGGGUUUGAAGAGCGCAAAGUAUCAGGGAGCGCAUACAAGUUGGUCAACAAGCGCGCAUACCACCAUGGAACCAUGCUUCUCUCUGCUAGCUUGCGCAGUCUCGGUAGCUCGCUGCGCAACGACCGCGGUGAAUUGCUCGUCACCAAAGGCGUGGCGUCGGUACCUGCGCCCGUGGCCAACUUGACAGAUGCGUUUCCAGAUCGAACUGCCAUGCUCAGCCACGAGAUGUUUGUACAAGCGGUGGUUGCCGAAUUCCACCGCACGUAUCCGGACGGCUGCUCGACCGCUGCUGCGGUACAAGUGGACGAAUCGUGUCUGGACGCGCCGCAACUCAACCAAGGCAGGUGGAAGUUGAAGGAAAACUUUGACGAACUGCAGAGUUGGGAUUGGGUGUUUGGACAGACGCCUGAAUUCACGCAUCGCGUAUCGAUGUACGACGCUUCAGAGCUGGAUUCUUCGCAGAGCCGCGGUUGGGGUCCGUUCUCAGUCGAGAUCCAUUCCAAGGAAGGCGUCGUGUUAGAUGCGAAGCUGGUCGAAGCACGAUUUGACGAUGGAGCGGUGGAAAGGGAGGUGCAAGCAUUGAUCCAGGGUUUGCAAGGGAGAAGGUACGAUGAUCUGGCGCUACCGCCUCCAUGGUUUCCUCAGUCGUCAUCGUCGUCAGCGGCAGCAACUGUUGUCGAUUCAGCUACAGCGAUACGCGCGGAAGAGGAGCCAAACAUCCGCGCCAAACUGUUCCACUGGCUGCGCACCGUGCUGUAG